Molecule: messenger RNA, 507 nt
Organism: Amyelois transitella
Lineage: Eukaryota; Metazoa; Arthropoda; Insecta; Lepidoptera; Pyralidae
Product: THAP domain-containing protein 1
Exons: 3
Coding region: 1-507 (168 amino acids)
Molecular function (GO): sequence-specific DNA binding
Source: RefSeq, a predicted model, not a curated record
AUGGUUAGUUGUGCAGUGGCUAGCUGUAAAAAUAGUUCUGCUAAAAUAUCGAAAAACAAAGAUGGAAUUACGUUUCACCGGUUUCCACGGGAUAAAGACAGAUGUCAGCAGUGGGUGGUGGCAGUGAACAGGGAGCAGGGGUGGGCGGCCACCUCGUCUAGUGCGGUCUGUUCGGAACACUUCCUGACUCAAGAUUUCUAUCUCACUGACAGUGGGCUGCGGAGGUUGUCCGUCAAUGCUAUACCAGUUAUCAAUAUUUCUGCUUGCCAAGCCCCAGAGCCGACAAUAUCGAAACUGCCACCCAUAGACAUAAACCCAACGGACACUGAUGAGGUGAUCCAGCUGAAACACAAGGUGCGGAGGCUGGAGAUCAUAGCCGAGAACCGGAAGAGAAGGCUUAACCUUAUGUGGCAGAGAAAGAAGCGGCUUCGGAAGAAGAUUGAGAGGUUAAAAGGAUUGCUUAGACAUUUGGUUAAAGUAAAAAAGGCCAAAGAUGGGGGGAGCUGA